This is a messenger RNA of Aphanomyces astaci, 1670 nucleotides long. RefSeq lists its product as hypothetical. The record is from RefSeq and is a predicted model, not a curated record. The coding region runs from base 73 to 1095 and encodes 340 amino acids. The transcript has 4 exons. NCBI's taxonomy places the organism in Eukaryota, Oomycota, Saprolegniomycetes, Saprolegniales, Verrucalvaceae.
GUCGACGUCGUUGAUUGGUGGAUAUUAUCCGGCAAAUUGCCGUUAUCGAGCGACAUAUUGACACUUUUCGACAUGCUGCAUCCGUGGAACCUCCUUGGUGCACUGCGCCGACCUGCGCGGUUGCUAAACCGACUGACCAGUGCCCAUCACAAGUACCUGGACAUGGUGUGUGCGUCGCUUUCUCAUAGCCCGCUCUUCUUCCCCCAGGGAUUCUUCAGUGACGGUUGGGGCGACGUGCACGUUCCAUACAUGUUGGAAAAGCGUCUCGCGACCAACGACAAGUAUGCGAUCCAGCCCAUCGACGCGAUGACGUUGACGCUGCUUCAUCCUACGCCAUAUUCGUCUCGUCUGAAACGCCGGGCCAAAGGACACACGCGUGUUGCCGGUCGGUUUCCCACCACCCUCCGCGACGGCGACUUGCUCCUUCCACCCGAAAGUCAACAUGCCUGUUUUGAACUCGUCCUUUCCGACGGCACCAUGCUGGUGAAAGACGCCUCACAGAACCCUCGCAUACGAGUUCGUGGUCGCGGGGAAGCGUUGGUCGUGCUACUGCCAGGCACAGGGGAGCACGGAUGUGCGCACCGCCGACGCGCGAUCGCCGCGCCUCUCGCUCAUGCUGGCGUGUCGACGUUGGUAUUGGAAGGCGCGUUUUACGGACAGCGCAAGCCAGCCUUGCAAAAAGGCUCGAAACUUCGACGAGUCAGCGACUUGCCGAUUCUGGGCAUGGCCACCAUCGAAGAAACCAAGUCGUUGCUAUGGUGGGCCAUACACGAGUGUGGGUUUGAACACGUGGUUGUCGCAGGAGGCAGCAUGGGCGGCCUGCACGCGGCCAUGGCGGCGUCCCUGAGCCCAUUUGACGUGGGGGUGGCGGCGUGGAUCGCGCCGCCGUCUGCGAUACCGCCGUUUAUCCACGGACUGCUGUCGCACUCAUGCAACUGGGAGUCGCUUCGUCGUGAGCGCGACGACCUGGCGCUGAUUGACAUGCUGCUGGCUAACCACGACCAACGAUCAUAUCGAGGACACGUGGCGCCUUUGCCUAGCCACGUACGGAUACAAUGUAUAACAUCAUUAUGGCGAUUUAUGUUUCUAGGGUAGGGUGUCGUCCGACACAUGACCCUAUUUGUAGUCUUGGAUGCGAUACAGUGACCACGGGUUCCAUGCCGUGGAUCUGUCUAACUUUCGUUUGUGGAUACGUUUUGAAGCUUUGAUUUCGAAGUUAAUAUAUUUUUAUGAAAUAUAGUUUUGUUGUUAACGCGUCGUGAUAUAUAUGCAUCGUCUGAUUCUGGAGGGGACAUCACAUAUUUUUCAAUCGAUACUCUUUAUAGGACGUCAAAGCCCGACUGGCAGCAUUUCUGUCCUUGACCAACAUUGAAAACUUCCCGCCGCCGCGGCGGUCCGACGCGGUUAUCUUUGCACAUGCGACGGAGGAUCAAUAUGUGGGCGAGAACGCGCACCAGUGGGAGUUGGUGCGGCGGCGAUGGCCGGGCGCGCGCUUCCAACACGUCAAGGCGGGCCACGUGAGUGGGAUUUUGUUUGAAACGCAAGAGUUCUUGGCCACGAUCAGCGAAGUUCUGCAGCAACUCAAGCAACCCCCAUAUAUAACUUCGCCAUAGUAGAAUAUUACAUUGCCAUACCUUUUCAUACUACUAAGUAUUGUGCAUUUACCCAAA